Onychomys torridus (southern grasshopper mouse) is the source of this 4107-nucleotide messenger RNA. RefSeq lists its product as uncharacterized. Lineage: Eukaryota; Metazoa; Chordata; Mammalia; Rodentia; Cricetidae. The coding region runs from base 1 to 4107 and encodes 1368 amino acids. The record is from RefSeq and is a predicted model, not a curated record. The transcript has 2 exons.
AUGUUGCUACCACUUCUGGGAGCCUGUGCCGUGGUGGGCCCAUUCCAGGGCCCCGAGUGGGAGCCAGUAAGAGGCCUGCUGUCCCAGGAUCAAAGCUGCAGGGAUCCCCGGUGCUGUGGUAAUCUGCUUGUCUUCUGCCUCUUUCUGAUCUGGCAGAUCCAACAGUAUUGGUACCGGGUCUCCAGGACCAGCAAGAGGAACGCCAUCAAGGUACCACCGCAGAGAUGGGCAGUGUUAUCCACCAGAUGUGAAACUUUCUUUGGGAUGAUUCACAAAUUCUUUACUCACGGAAAAAUCAGAGACCUGGAUGUUCCUGUCCAACAAUGGACACAGAGGCAGAGAUGGGGAUACAGGAGGAGCCUCAGACAACAAUGGGCCACCCAGUACCUUCUGUCUCCACAGAACUCACGCCAAGACCUGCCUUGGGUUGUCCACAGCUCUUCUGAGCCCAUGAUGUGUACCCCUUCCUUUUCAAGCACUUGUCUCUUCCCUCAGGACAACUUUUGGGAAGUAUGGCAAGUCCCCUCGUGUCCCAGCAGUAGCCAGGCCCACCCUUCCCUGGACAUGUGCCAAAGAAUGGAGCAGCGGCUGGCUUCCUCCCAGGAGAAGUUGGUGUCAAUAGAGCCUGUUAGCCUGAAAUACAACUCCACCUCCACAGCCUUAGCCAUCUCUCUCCCAAACUUCCCUUUAGUUCAGAGGUCAAAGUUCUGCCUCAGAGGGCUUCUGCCUGGUCCUCUUAACCAACAAUCGGAACUGUCCACCAAGAACUCCCUGGAUAGCCCACAAGAUCCCUUAGAACCAGAGGGUAAAACUCAGACAGUAGACAGAGAAUAUAGAGAAGAUACCCUGCAGUACACAGGCCAGAGACAGAGCGGAAAGGAGGUUGCUUCAGAAGUACGAGCAUCUGGAGGCCUCCUCCCUAUAGACUUUGGAGUGGGGAAGGACGGAGAGGCCCUGGGGUGUGGGAAGCAGAGGCUAGUAAGAAGAGAAACUGAUGGAGAAAUCUCAGUGCCAGAGUGGGAGAAGCAAGACCAAACAGGAACUGGAGAUAGAGAACAAACUGAGAAACUACGGGAGAAAAGCCAGAGGGAGCCUGGACAUGAGGAUCCUUUUUCCCAGGCUCGUGUGGGAGAGAAUCAAGAAGAGGUCAGACGUAAAACGGACAUUGCAACUCAGACACCAGAGUGGGGGAGCCGGGAGGAUGCCGUGGAGACCUUGGCUCUGGGGAAGAAGAAUCAGAAAGAAGCUGGAGGGGAGGAAGAGGCAGAGGUCCAGGAGCAAGGACUGGAGACCCAGAGCCGGACUGGACGUAAGAACAGUGAGAAUUCCCAAAUGCGAGGUCAGGGGACACAAGACCCAGUCGGAGGUGAGACUGGUGCAGGAUCUGAGGCGGAGGAAGGAGGAAACAAGGGCCAGGUUGGAAGCGAGGAUGGUGUGAAAAUCCGGACAUCUGGGAGGGAGAACCCGAGAGAACUCCAGCAACAGGGCAGUGAAGAGACCCCGGCCCUGGAGUGGGAGAAACAGGGAUGGAUUAGCACUCAGAAGGAGGAGGAGACCCAAGCUUUGAAGAAAGAGGACCAGAAGCUGUCGAGACGUGAAGUUCAGGUGGGGACGAAGAAGUUCAAGGAGAUAAGAGAGGAGGACUGGGUGGUGAUCCAGGCGCCCUGGUGGGGAAACCAGAGACUCGUGCUGAUCGCAAUCGACCGAGGACUCAAGAUAUCAUGUUGGGGAAAUCAGGGUCAGAUUGGAGGGGAACGCACUGCGGGAAUCCGGCCCCUGGAGAGCGACCGAAGACAAGGUGGAGAUGAUGGGACAAAUAACCUGCCAGCCGAGGCUGAGACUCAGGGUCAACUAAGAGGUAAAACUCCUCUGGAGACUCAGCCAGUAGAGAGCAAGACCGAGGAAAAGACUGAAGAGCAAAGUGAGGUGGACAAGCUGGCACCCGGGAAGAGAAGCCAGAGGGAAGCUGGAGGGGAUGUUGAGGUAAAGACCCAGAGGCCCGAGAGCAGGAUCCUGGGACAGUUGACUGAAACCAGAGGAAGCCGUUCUGCAAGGUGGAGGCGCUGGGGACAGGCUAGAGGAGAGAAGGCUUCAGAAAAUGAGGCCUUGGAGAAGAAAACCUGGGUCAAGGCCGGAAGCGAGGGGGGUAGAAAACUCCAGAGAGCCAGGAGGAAGACUCAGAGGGUGCUAAGGAAAGUUAACGGAAGGACCUACUUGUUAGAGUGGAAGACCCUGCAAAAAACCGGAGGCGGGAACGGUGCAGAAGUUCAAGACCAAAGGAAGAGAAACGUGCGGAACGUCACAGGUGCUAGUGGCCCAGAGAGCCAAGCCUCACUGGGAGAGGACCAGAGACAGUCAGUGGGCAAAAGUGAUGGAAAGAUUCGGACCCAGGGGCAAAGAAUCCAGAGCAGGGGUAGAGCUGUUGCUGCAGAGACCCAGGCUGUAGGGGCCCAGAGAAAAUGCGGAGCUGAGGAGUCGGACCAGUCUCCUACGCGGAGGAGAGGAGACAAGGGCCAGGUCAGAAGAAAGGAUGUUGUCAGGUGCAGUCUUCAAGGCGACUCUUCCGUGAGGGAGGGGCCCACAGGCCAGAAGCACAGCUUGGCUCAGCCUGCUUCUCUCAUCUUUAGACAUGGAACCCCUAGACCCAAGCAGCCAGUAGCUGGAAAUGGUAUAGAGUCUGCUCCCUGUCCUGAAGAACAUCUAAAUAGGCAGGGCCGGGUCCCUGCCCGGAAGCCUAGAGGCGGGGUCAGUGGAGGCUCCCAGAGGGCCCCACCUGGGUCUCAAAGAAGACAAGAAAGGGGCAAAAGGGUGGAGCCAGCACCGGCUGCCAGCCUGACCUGCCAGCACCACCCACAGCCUCAGCCAUCCUCUGUCUUUCCCUCUCUCCUGUGCCCCCAAGGCCCCCAGGCUGCCUCGGCUCCAGCAAGCGUACCCGUGGUUCUCUCCACUCUGUCCAAACGGCCGGCCCUCAAGAAGAGCAAACACCUGCUCCUGGAAUCCCUCAUGAAGAGGAGGAUUGCACACCUGAGGUGGGGCCUCCCUCGACGGAUCCUGGAGUCUUACCUGCUUUUUCACUUCUUAGAAUCUUGCUCUUUGCCUCGGGCUGGAGCGAGACCGCCUGGAUCACGCACAGACCAGGACCGCCAAAGGCCACAGGCUCAGCACUGUGAGCCCCAGGGAUCCCUGCUAGCCCCCGAGUCCCCAGGCAGGUCUCAAAGCCGUCCAGUUCCUGAAAGAAGAAGCUCAAAACUUUCUACCCAAGUCCAGCCUCCGGAGAAGUGUAAGCCACCCAAGUCAGAGGCAACGCGCAGCUCCGUUCCACCUAAGAAACCCAGGAGAAUCAGACCACCAGGGGGAGCAAGAGAACCACAGAUGCAAGAGGAGGCCCCUAAGGCCAAGAAUCCUGCCCCGAGGAUUCCCAGGCCAGCAGCAGAGUCGAGGAGCUGGUGUGGCCCAGGACAGGUCCAAGAGCUUUCCAUUGGGAGCAGCAAGGGCAGAAAAAUGGUCAGGCCUGGAGUCUCCCAUGUGGAGAGGGCUUCCAGCAGAGGGAGGGCCCCAUCCUGCACAGAAGGCCGCAACCACUGGAAGGAAUGCGUACCAAGGGAAGCCUCUGAGCUCCCCAGACACAAAAGUCAGCAGCAGUCCACAUACCUGAGAAGUGGAAGCAUGGGACCUGCCGAGGGCAGAGGGGGCUGGCAGCCACCUUUCCUCCGUUCUGCACAUACCUCCAGCUUCAAAGGGACUGUCCACUCUGCCACAGCCAGGCUGAGCAUGACAAUCUUGAGCAAGAUGCCAUGGUCACCACAGCUGGCUAAGCCCCAGAUUUCAGCUCCUUUUCUCACCCCGAGGAAUCCUACCCCAUUUCCCAAAGUGAGUGCCCCAUUUACAAAGGGGGACAGCACCAGAGUCCCCACUGCUUUGGAGAGGGACCUUGAGCUACCAGGGCAUUGCUGUACAGGAAUAAUUGUUCCCAAGAUGGAGAGCUUCAAGGAACAGGAGGCACCUGGGAACCCAAAUGGGGCACCCCGAAAUCCAGCAGUCUCACAAAAGUUUGGUUUUAUGAGACACUUGAGAUAUUUUCUCAGACAGUAUGGCCUUAAAAAGUAG